Molecule: messenger RNA, 2219 nt
Organism: Melopsittacus undulatus (budgerigar)
Lineage: Eukaryota; Metazoa; Chordata; Aves; Psittaciformes; Psittaculidae
Gene: RGS18
Product: regulator of G protein signaling 18
Exons: 5
Coding region: 173-880 (235 amino acids)
Source: RefSeq, a predicted model, not a curated record
AGGUGGAGAACCUUCUUCCUACUACCUGCUCUGGAAGCUGCUCAACGGCCAAUUGGGGGCAACCAAUAGAGCAUGUGAGAGCCGUCCUGAGCACAUCAGUCACGCCAGAUGUAACUGCUGUGUGGAAGUAAAAGAAACAUUUUCUGAAACUGGGAAGCCUUCUCAGAGGAAGAUGGAGAAUCCGCUUCUUUUAUUCCCCCAACUAAAUGUUUCUGCUUCAAAGGAUAAAUCCUAUUACAAAGUCAUGAAAUCAACCAUUAAGGAAGAGCCACAUAAAGCAAACAAGCCUGGAGCUAAGCAGAAGAGAAAUAGGCUGAGCCUUCUCCUGCAGAAGCCUGAAUUUCAUGAAGGCGAUCAUCUCGCUAAACCUGAAAACUUGACAAAAGCAGCAAGCAGUGUGUCUCCUGAGGAAGCAGUGAAAUGGGGAGAGUCUUUUGACAAACUGCUUUCUGAGAAAGCUGGACUGGAUGCCUUUACAAAGUUUCUGAAAACUGAGUUCAGUGAGGAAAACAUUGAGUUCUGGAUAGCUUGUGAGGAUUACAAGAAGAGCAAGACUGCACAUGAACUUUUGCCAAAAGCUAAGACCAUUUAUGAAACAUUCAUACAGAAAGAUGCUCCAAAAGAGGUGAAUUUGGACUUUCAAACCAAAGAAGUCACAAGCCAGAAUAUUGGACAGCCCAUCAUCACCACCUUUGAUAGAGCACAAAACACGGUCUACAGGCUGAUGGAGCAAGACAGCUACCCACGGUUCCUGAGAUCUGAUCCUUAUUUAAAUUUGGUUAAGGGGAGAAGUCCCAGUCGUCCUACCUUUAGGAGACGGUCACGGUCUUUCACUGUCAAUGAUUUUAAAGGUGUACGACCAGACUUUACUGUUUGGUAACGGAAACAGAACCCUCAUAAAUUUUAGCUACUGCUGCAACUCAUAUGUAUUUUACAGUCCAAAUACUUAGCAGGUGUAAAUGAGUGGAAAGCAAAGUUACAUGCAUUUACACCAGAUCAGAGUUCUGUAGGCAUUGAUUAAUCUCUUUUAUUAUAGAGAAGUAGGCAACAUAUUGUCAAGACAUAUCAUGUAAAGCUUUCAUACAGUAUUUUUUUUUAACCCAGGUAAGAGCUGUAAUCAUAUUUAGAAGAAAAACUUGAAUUUCCUUCAUAAAAACAUUGUAUAAGACGCCAGUUGAUAAUAUCCACUGUGUAUCAUUGGCCUGUAUUAUUUAGGACAGAGUCUCAUCACAGCUAGAAUCUAUAUACCUAGCCUUUGCACAUAUUUAUGAUUUAUGUUUCUGCAAUAUUUUCUACACUAAGCACAGAGUAUUUGUGGUAUUUUCUCAUACUGCAAAACACAUAGGAACUUUAUUGGGUAUAAUGUAAAGUUGCAGGGAUUUUUUUCUACAGCCACUGCAUAAUUAAAAUUUAGCUAUUGCAUAUUUUAAGAGGAACAUAUUAUCUUCAAUUUUUUGGGUACAAUUUGUACUGUUUUGUUAUUACAUGUGUCUCUUCUCUGUAUUUAAGUUAUGCUGUAUAUAUUAGUUUAGCCAUCAAAUACUUGUAUUCUAGGUUUUUACACCCAAAUGAGUAGAAACAGACACCCAAGAAUGCUAUUUUAACACAAUGUGUGUCAUUAAAUAUCAGGUCACAUGGAUGUGUAUAUGUAUAUAUAAUACUCCUAUUUUUAUUUGCAAAUAUUUAUGGUAUACCAACUUUGUUACUAAGCUUUGUUCUAAACUUUUUUCUGACUUUUAUUUUGAAAAAUAAUAAAAUUAACAGCUCUUGGACUCAGGCAGAAUAACUUUCAAUUCUACUGGUCAUUACUGUACUCUCCAUGGUUAUAGAGGAGGAAGGAGAAAUCUCCCUUUAACUUCAGUGGUAAACUGAAGUCAGAUACAUCAUUUUCACAGUCAGUAUACAGUGUCUUCUUUCAGAAUUGAUGCAGACAUACUUUGAAGCAUGGGAAAGCUUCUAAAAUCUUAAACAUUGCUUCAGUUUAACAAGUGGCUGUGGGAUUUAGUUGUAACUAUGACUUGUAUAUUCAGUUGCUUUUCAUGGAGUUGAAGAUUUUUCCCUUUUCUUCCCUCUUUGUAAGCUGUCAAAAUGAAGAGGUGCAGUUCCUGAGGAUGAAAAGUUAUGUUCAUUACUAAUUCAGGGCAUAUACGAACUGCUUGAUCUGAGGCUUUCCCUGUCUGCUUUACUAACUUUCAAUAAAUUCUAAGUGAUCUACUUGA